Sphenostylis stenocarpa is the source of this 552-nucleotide messenger RNA. The record is from the annotation of a GenBank genome assembly. NCBI's taxonomy places the organism in Eukaryota, Viridiplantae, Streptophyta, Magnoliopsida, Fabales, Fabaceae.
AUGGAUGUGCGCUUAAAAGAUCUCACUUUCACCCUCAAAAAGCUGAACCCUUUUGAGGAAAGAGUGUCAAUUCGGGACUCUGAAAGAGUCAAAUGUUGGGACCUUCUAUGGCCCAAAAACCACCCAUGCGAACCAAAUUCUGCUGGAAUUUCUGAAAUUAUCACGUGGGCUACCUCUUUACAUGACACCGUUGGAAAGAGCAACAGAAGUGAUCAGAGUGGGAUGUUGUUGUUAAGGGGGGGAUUUGAAGGUGAAAAUGGUUGGGGCAAAGUUAAUGGAAGUAGUGAUAGGGUUAUGUGUGGAAAGAAGUUAUAUAAGGAAGCUUCCGUGGGGCGAAUCAGAAUGAUGGUAGGAAAAUGUUUGAACAGAAUGAGAAGAAGGAAAAUGAUGGGUAAGAAAAUGGGAGGAAGAGGUACUGGUGCAGUCCUGGCAUUGGAGAUGGUAAUUGACAGCAUUAUGGUAAGAAAGGCUGGAAAGUGCGGGACAAGGUGGUUAGCUGAGGCAGGGCAGCCACGGAAAAUGGGAAAGCUGUUGAGAGAUGUGACAUUCUAA